GUGCGCGCCUUGGCCUUAGCGACAGCUGGCUGACGAUCAUGGCCGGUGGCGGCGUACGCAGUAUCCUGGCGUAUUUCACCGAGGACGACGGUUAUAAAUGUGGCUACUGCAAGGACCCCUCCAGCAGUUUUUCUAAUGGCAUGUGGGCUCACACCAUGUCAGUCCAGGACUAUCAAGAUCUAAUUGACCGAGGGUGGAGGAGGAGUGGUAUGUAUGUUUAUAAACCCACAAUGAAUCGAACAUGUUGUCCUCAGUAUACAAUAAGAUGUCAUGCUUUGGACUUCAAACUUUCCAAAUCCUCAAAGAAAGUAUUGAAGACAAUGACACGGUUUCUUUCUAAGGGAGAGGUAGCAAAAGGAACUGAUGUUGAACCCAUGGAUUCUCACAGUGAAGAUACUGGAAUUGAUCAUCCAGCUGUUCCCUAUCACUCAGAAGUCAGUAUAGAUAUCGAGAAACCUUUGAAGAUUGUGAGCCUUGAGGAAUUACCUCAGUCUGCUGAAAUACAGGAAGAACCCCAACCAGAUGUUGCUAAUGACAAAAGAGAAGCAGGACAAAAACGUGCAUCUUCAGAGACCAGUGUUUCCACUGAUUCAUUUAAAUGUACUCCUAAGCCAGGCAGGGGAGCAGAUCCAAAUAAACCACCUUGUCGCAAAGCAAAAGAUAUUCGGAGAGAGAUGAAACUGAAAAAACUGCUUCAGAAACAGCAGCAAAAAGAAAUGGUAGAUGUAUCCCAGCACCAAGAGCCCUCCUCUUCCAACCCUUGCACUCACCCUCUGGAGCACCAUGCCACCCAAGUAAAUAAACCAAAAUCAUUGGAAGAAUUCAUUUCUGAGUCUUUAACUCCAGAUGCAGUCCAUAAGCUCGAGGUGAGACUAGUGAGGUCAUCUCCACCAAACUCCCAGUUCAAAGCAACUUUUCAGGAAUCUUACCAGAUCUAUAAACGGUACCAGAUGGCCAUUCACAAGGACCCCCCUGAUAAAGCAACUGAACACCAGGUGAAACUAGUGCCAGUUUCCUUCGAUGACCCAGAUUUCAUUGAAUCCUUUAACCAAUCAGCAGCUUUGUAUGCCAAGUAUCAGAUGGCUGUACACCACGAUUCACCUGAUGAAUGUAGUGAAUCGCAGUAUACAAGAUUCCUUUGCGACUCGCCGCUUCAGGCAGAGAAUCCAAUCGAUGGACCUGCUUCAGGUUACGGUUCAUUUCACCAGCAGUACUGGUUAGAUGGAAAGAUUAUUGCCGUCGGAGUAAUCGACAUUCUUCCUCACUGCACUUCUUCAGUGUACCUUUAUUAUGAUCCUGAUUAUGCAUUCUUGUCGUUGGGAGUUUAUUCUGCACUCAGGGAAAUUGCUUUUACAACCCAGCUACAAAAGACAGUUCCUAGUAUCCGUUAUUACUACAUGGGCUUCUACAUCCAUUCAUGUCCUAAGAUGAAGUACAAGUCUGUAUCCAGCUGUGGCAUCAAAUCACGUGAUACAAGAAGGUGCCUAGAAAAUCAUGACAGUAAGUGAAGGUCAAGAAUAGACCUAAGAGCAUCUGGAAGAUGGAAGAAUUCAAAAAAAGACAUUUUUUUUAGGAAAUUAUCUUGACAACUUUUAAGAACAACUAGCAGUUGAAAAGCCACAGCUGAUCAGCUGCUGUGAAGGAAAGAAACCUGAAUCGAAAACUCAACCAGAGAAACCACCAGAAAAAAUCUCAAAAAGCCUUUUACAAUCAGAAAUCAAUGACUUAAUACACAUAACAAAAAUAUUAUUGUAAAGCUACAUUUACUAAUGCCUGUAAAAGGUGUGAAGUUCAAGCCAGAGAAUAAUUGGAGUUGGGAGUGCAGAUGGAAUGGAAAAAAGUCGAACAUUUAUGGAUCCAUCAUGAAUUCCGUUGUCAUUUUAUAAUGACAACAGCUGUUAUAAACUUGUCACAUAAUUAUGCUGUCCAGUCAAUGAUAAUUCUACAUUGACUUCCCUGGAGAAUGGAGUGGGGGAAGAGAAGUGUGUAAAUAUAGUUUUCGUAAACAGUUCUCAUUAUAAAUGUGGACUUGGGAAUUUUUAUUGAAAAAGUUUGUGCAAACAAAAGAUUAAGAUGGAUAUGUGAUAAAAUACUUCAUUCCUAUUUUCCUCUAUUCCUCCAUACUGGAGGAACAACUAGAUUAUUUGCAUGUACAAUGUGGAAAAUGAGAUUAUAUUGUGAUUUUAUUUCCUCUGCUUAUAAGUAACUAUAUUUAAAUAAUGAGCCUCUAAUGUUAUUGAUGAGAGACUGCCCUGAUUUGAACACCUUAAAAGGGUUCAGCUGAGUGUUGCAAUAGCAAUAUCUUGUUUUUGUUUUAAUAUUAUUAUUAACUGUUUCAUUAGCCCUUUGUUCGUUUGGAGCAAUACUUUUGCUGAAUUCUUAAAAAAAAAUUAUUAAUUGGAGAAAGCAUUUCAAAUUGUCUGCAAUGUUCAAGGAUUCAAAACCAUCAUGUGUGAAACACUGAGUGUCAGUAGUUCUGUGUGUCGCAAAAUGAUGCCAACUAUUGAUCUAAUCAUAUGGGAAAUGAAUUCUCAAACUUUUAAGCAUCAGUUGCUGAAAGCCUGACUAUCUGUAACCACAGUUCAAUUUCAUCAUCCACAACUAGGCAGAGUCUCUGCAUAUUUAAGGCUGAGAUUCUUGAUCAGUUGGCAAAUGAAGGAUUGAAGGGAAAGGUCAAGAAAGUGGACUUGAGGAAUGUCAGAUCAGCCAAGAUCCUAUUGAAUGGUGGAGCGGGCUUCAGGGACCGAAUGGCCUACUCCUGUUCCUAGUUCUUAUGGUCUAACUGGAUUAUUCCCCUUCCAUCCUGAAUGCUACUACUCUGUCUAUUCUUUACUCAGAUUUUGUGGUAAAAAGAGUGGCUACUUGUGUUUCUGCAGUACCUUUAACAUGGUAGAAUGUCUCAAGACGUUUUACGGGAGUGUUAUUCAAACCGUAAAGCUAUUAAGUGAUGGCAUUAUGAACAUUCAGCCCAACAUGUCUAUUCUAGAAAUAUUACACCAAGCAAUAGAGAUUUAAAUAAUUUAACUAUCAUCAGUGGAUGAUCUUGAGAUUUUAUGGAGGGCUUCAUUAAUGGCAAAGUAAUUUCAGUGGAGACCUUGAUGCCGAUCCAGUAAUCCACAAGAAUUUCAUAGAUUUCAAAAGUCUCGUACACGCAUGAUUAGAUAUUCCUGAGGGAGGGUAUUGAGAGAGAUGAUGAUAGCUAAUUUGCUAGCAGUGUCGACAGGAUCAACACUGAGUGAACAGGGCAGAGGUUAGCAAGAUGAGCUCCCAGAGGUUGUGCUGGUCAGGAGGAAAAUACAAGGGGGAAUUAAAGUUUCAGUUCCUAAGGAGGCAGUUUUGAGAGCCUUGAUGUCCCCUUUGGAGGAUCAUAUCAGGUGCACAUCGGGAAACUGCUAUGUAUGUCAAGUCUGAGUUGGGAAUAGUAAGGUUAAGGAAUACUUUAUGAUUGGGAUAGAACCAUUAUUCUUUGUCAUCCUUGCUAAUCUGCCAAAAUGGGCCUCAUCUCUACUUCCUUAGAUCCAGUGGAUGCAGACUUGAAACUGUGGUCUACAUCUCUUCACCUGUUAUUAAGACAUUUCUUAAACUGUACAUCUUCGGACUUAAUAUCUCCUUAUGUGGCUCAGUGUCAUUAUUUUACAAUGCUUCGCUAAUGUGUUUUAUUUUUAAGUUGCUGUAUUAAUUAUUAAUAUAGGGAUUUGGGAGGCGGGGAAAUGAAAGGAAUCAAAAUGACAAGCGAGAAAAGCUCAGAAGGAGUAAAGAGAAAAAUUUGAAAAAGGGGGAGAAAAAAUGAAUUAGAAUGUGAAAGGACCCAGGGAAACCACCAGUUUCACAGUGUCAGUUGUGCUGCAAUUAGUGGGAUACGUAUUUUGCUUGUCUGUAAGAAAUGAAUGGGAGCCCAUAAAGUUGGGGUUUAAAUCUUCAGGUAGUAUUGUUGAACUGCUGCCCAAGUUCAGAGACAGGCAUGAUAAAUAAAUGAAGUGCAGAAGCUGCAUAAAAGCAUAUCUUAGAUGCGUUCAUAAUAGAUUUCCAUAGGAUUGAAGAUCCAGAAUUGGGCAGAAUAGUUUACUAGUCAGAAAGUGAAUGGAAAUGUUGACAAUUGUCGAAAGAUCCAGAAGCAGCAGAAAAAAGAAUGUAGACUAAGGAUAGUGAAUCUUGGGCCAGGAACCAGAUUCUAACAGAAGCUGAAGUCCAAUUGGCUAAUCAGAGGCUUAGCAGGAAAUCGUGGUGGAGAAAAGAGCUGUAAGUCAUUCAAAGUCACUUUAAAAUUUAAGAAGCAGAUCAGAGAUGCAUUGCAAGUGAGCCUUAUGCUAUAGCCCAAACUAGGUGUGUAGUCUUGAUUUCCAGAUAAAUCCAGAAAUUUCAAAACCACGUUUGAAAAUAGAUCUGCAAAGAAAGCACAGAGCAGCUAGGAUCUGGAAGUGAGCAGUGAUGGAUUAUGCUAGCAGUUAACUUGUGACUCAGGCUAAAAUGUUCAUUAGAACUGGAUGAAAUUUAACAGUUCGAAGUGAGGAGGCUGGGCAGGAAAUACAAUGGAGGACAAUGGAAAGCCAAAGAUAUAGAUGUGUAGUCAGGAACUCCCCAGGGAUUAACUGCUGAGCAGUCUUUUUGGAACUAUCCUGUCAAUGCUCAUGAUUACUAAAGAUUAAAUUGAACACAAAUGCAGAAGCCACAGAACAGGAAAAUGAGAAAACAUGCUAUUUGGGUUAUCUUGCUCCUUCAGGCUUUCAAGGUAAAAAGCCUGCAGCAGAUCUAUGGAUGAGUAAGUCAUGAAUGUCUUCCACUUAUUAUUUAGACCUUUCAAUUUAUUCCUCCUUACUGUCCUCCCAGACAGCAUCUUUGUCUUCACCUUCAAGUAUUUUCUCUGUCUGUUUAAAUAUCCCUGGAAUUCUGCAGUCUGGUCGUCACUGAUAUGUCUGUUCCAUCCUACUCCACCUUUUUGAAAAAGAUGUCUGUUAGCUAUCUUGUUUACUUUAAAAAAAGGUUUUCUCGCAAAUGAUGCUAUCAAGUGGAUAGCAUUUGAAACAUAUGCACAAAUGUUUAAAAGUUUAAAUUGUCACAAAUAUGUAUUAAAAUAAUACAAGUAACCAUAAUUGGAAGAAUAAUUAUUCUUAUUGUGGAAAUUAAGAGAAGCUAUUUAGAAGUAAAAUAGAUGUUCUCCUGUGGUACUGGGCAGACGUAAAGGAGAAGAGGAUAGUUGAUUAGGUAACAGAGAUAGGCUUGAGGAGCAAGAAGGACUUUUUAAAAAUUGUAGGCAAAAAUGGUGUCUUGUGAGCAUCUAUAUUAUCCAUAUACAAUGAAAUUAGUAUGGCCCAAUCAGCAAUACAAGUCCAUUUUAGUAUUGGACAAAUUACACAUUAUAACAGGCUCGAGUAGGCGCUUUAAUUUUAGGAAUAAUAUAUUGAAAUCAUUUCAUUUAUCUGUGAGCAGCAUCAUAGGAUCAAUUUUAUACCAGGAAUUGAUUCAUCAGAGGUAUUUUUGCAUGCCAAAGAAAUUUACCUUAGAGACUGUACAAAUCUGAAUAAAUCAUCAUAAACAAGUACCAACCCUGAACUAAUAACAACUUAAACUUAGUGAACACUGUUCUAAAUGUACUGUUAGGAAUUCAAAUUGGAUUGACUUCAUUCUCAUGAUUUGAUCAUGGUUAACUUUAAAAGAAAAUAUUUUCAUUCUCAGAAGUGAGCCCAGAUUGGAUUUAGCGAUCUAUACUGUUUACCCUCUUGUCAUUGUGUCCAGUUCCUGACUCCCAACAGUGUUAGUCAAAAUAGACAGGUUUGGGUUACUUGCCAUAGGAGGCAAAGCAUUCAACCAGAAUAUAAUUGAGUCAAUCUAUAUUAGUGUAAUGAAAUCAGUGAGGGGGGCCUCAAAGUCCUUGAGUACAUUUAUUAAAAAGAAUCUGCUGGUGUCCUUUUUCACAGAAAAGACAGAAUUUUAAUAAAUUGAGGCACUGCCUUGCUUCCAGCUGAAUUUAGCUGGAGUUCAAUGAAAUUCUUCUGCUUUAUAUUGUGAUGUGUUCAA
Molecule: messenger RNA, 6015 nt
Organism: Stegostoma tigrinum
Lineage: Eukaryota; Metazoa; Chordata; Chondrichthyes; Orectolobiformes; Stegostomatidae
Product: arginyl-tRNA--protein transferase 1
Exons: 12
Coding region: 39-1508 (489 amino acids)
Biological process (GO): protein arginylation
Cellular component (GO): cytoplasm
Molecular function (GO): arginyl-tRNA--protein transferase activity
Source: RefSeq, a predicted model, not a curated record